Molecule: messenger RNA, 270 nt
Organism: Funneliformis caledonium
Lineage: Eukaryota; Fungi; Glomeromycota; Glomeromycetes; Glomerales; Glomeraceae
Source: the annotation of a GenBank genome assembly
AUGAAUAAAGCAGUAAAUGUGAUCAAAGCACAUAUAAAAUUAGAUAAUAUCAUGAAUCAACAUGUACAACAACUGAUCUUGCCAGAAAUUAUGAUAGGAAAAGGGCGAGAUAAAAUAUAUUUGGAUAAUGAUCAUAAUGAAAUAUUAAAGAAGGCUAAAAUUACAAAUAAAAUUGAUGUUCUAAUUCUCAAUGUUGAGUCCUUAGAAGGAACUUCCACUACUUUUAAGGUUAUUACAGAAAAUGAAACGGAGACAAAUAAAAAAGUAUGA